Molecule: messenger RNA, 2724 nt
Organism: Orussus abietinus
Lineage: Eukaryota; Metazoa; Arthropoda; Insecta; Hymenoptera; Orussidae
Product: WD repeat domain-containing protein 83
Exons: 6
Coding region: 1572-2513 (313 amino acids)
Biological process (GO): mRNA splicing, via spliceosome
Cellular component (GO): catalytic step 2 spliceosome
Molecular function (GO): protein binding
Source: RefSeq, a predicted model, not a curated record
UCUCUGUAACUCAUCUCUGUCUCACAAAUCAUUUUUGGACUCUAUGCAACUGUAUGCCAAUGAAGGUGUUGGCAUUGUUGAUUGCUAUUCCAAUUUCUCUAGUGAAAACAGUAACCUAGGAAUAUAGUUUGAAACCAACAAUCAAUCCUGUUUCCAGCAUUUCUUAAAAAUGUAAAUAUUACAGGCAACAUAAGUAGCACUGUCCGGAUGGUAUACAAGUUCCAAUUAUUUGUUUUUGUCCUGGACGAAGUAUUGCACGUCAAGUUAAAGUAUUUAUCCAAAGCGAUGUUCAACCAAAUGACCAUUCGUGAUCGCUGCGUAUACAAUGAUUGCACAAAUACCAGAGAAAAUAGUGAAUGCAGGUUUUUUCGAUUUCCAGGACCAAGAGACCCCCGUCAACAUAUUUGGAUUAAAAACUCUGGAAAUAACUGCUUAAAAUUAUGGUCAGCAGCAACCGUGCAGAAUGCAGUAUUAUGCCAAAAUCAUUUUGCUUCUUAUUACUUUACCGAUGAAAGUCGUCAUCAGUUAAGAUGUUAUGCUGUACCGGUAUGUUAUAAAUCCAAAUCAGAUAAAUCCAACCUUAGUGAUUCUGUAACAGUUAAAGUUUUACAAAAUUUAAUGUUUCAAAAUCCUUGUGGAAAAAUAGAGGAACAUUCAGGAUUACCUACUCCUGAAAGUGACACAAAUACCAGUAUUCCUAUUGAAGUAGCUUCAAGAGAGAAUACUAGAAAAUCUAUUAUAACUGAUGGAAUGAAAAAGCGGAAUACCUUGCUCAAUAUAUCAUUACAACGAUUAAGAAUUAAAUAUGAAGAGAACCAUUUAAAAAUGGAAAAUCAAAAGCUAAGAAAACGAAAAUACGUUGGACAAAGAAUAAAUGCAAUUUUAGAGAAGACCCAUUUACGACCUUCAGCAAAAGCUGCAAUUAGACUUCAAUUACUGGAAUGGAAAAGUCCUUAUACUAAGGAAGAAAAAGAUUUAGCAAAACAGUUACUUUUUCAUUCCGUUUCCGCACUCAUGCUAUUGCGGAAACGAGGAUGUAAUUUUCCUAGUGAAAGUGCCAUUUGGCAAUGGAUCACAGAAUAUGAUAAAUCUAAUAAUAUGUAGCAGAAUUCAUUCAAAAGGUUCAUUUUCAAAUAAAAACGCAUGUAAUUUAAUUGUAUAUAAUGUGACAUCAUUUUGUACAGUUAUCUGUUAUGUGGACACCACUCGACACUGACUUACAGGUUAAUGGAAUCAAAUGUAUCAUUUAUAUAAAUCUCGCACACAAUAAAAUAAUCAACUAACGGGUUACUGAUUCUUCGAUUUAUUCUGAAAGAUUUAUCCGGUAAUUGAACAUAACCUCAUUUUGGUAGCAGUGCUUCCAUCUACUACACCAAAACGUAACGUAUUCAUAUUUACUUAACUAUUUUCUAAACGAUUCUACAGUUGGGGUUCUAUUUAGUAAUACUUUCCGUGACAUAAAUCGUGUAAACAAAACCUCCAAAACAUUAUUGCCGUUACCACUGUAAUAUAUAAAUUUUGUAAGUAGAUGUAGAAUAUUUGUUAUAUAAAUACAAAAAUUAUUACGUGAAAUGUCUACGCAAGAGAUAGAGGAGACUCCAAAAACGGAAUUUCAUUUCAUUAAAGAAGUCGAUUGCAAACAAGGAGCUGUACGCUCAGUACGUUUCAGUGUCGAUGGAUCAUAUUGUCUGACAUGUGGAUCGGACAGAAAGUUGAAACUAUGGAAUCCAUACCGGAGCGUUCUUUUGAAAACUUACGGAGGACAUGGAGAUGAGGUAAUGGAUGCAAGUCCUUCCUGUGAUAGUAGUCAAUUGAUAUCUUGCGGUUCAGAUAAAUCUGUAAUUCUUUGGGAUGUGGCCACGGGUUCACCUGUACGAAGACUUAGAGGCCAUGCAGGACCCGUUACAACAGUCAGAUUUAAUGAAGAAUCUUCUAUGGCAGUCUCUGGUUCUCGAGAUAACGCAGUAAUGUGUUGGGAUAUUCGUUCAAAAUCCUUUGAGCCAACUCAGGUUCUUAAAGAAGCUAAAGAUUCAAUAUCCAGUGUGAGGGUCUCGGAUCACGAAAUAUUAUCAGGUUCUUUUGAUGGAAGAAUACGCAGAUAUGACAUACGUGUAGGAGAGGUGCUAACAGAUUAUAUUGGAGAUGCUGUAACCUGUGCCAGUUUCACAAGAGAUGGGCAGUGUAUCGUUGUUAGUUGUGCCGACGGAGUCAUUAGAUUAAUGGAUAAAGAUUCGGGUGAACUACUUGGAGAGUUUACAGGACAUUCUGCAGAUAAUUUAUGCUUAGAAUCCAGUAUCGAUUGUCAAGAUGUAUAUAUAAUUUCUUGUUCUGGAGAUGGUAAACUAUGGGUUUGGGAGUUGGCCACGCAGAAAGUAUUUGCUAAAUUAACUGGGCUUGAUCCCUCCAAGCACCCCACCGUUUCCCUUAGCGUACAUCCACAAAGAAAUUGUAUCUUGGCUACGAGUGGAACAAAAUUACUAAUGUGGGACACUGUAAAUUGUAGCAUAGAUUAAUAUUAUCAAGUUUCUUUCCAUAAAAGCUUAAUUUUUGCAAUGAAUAGAAUGUACAUACUAUGUCGUUUGUCAUUUACUUUAACGCCUUUAAUUUCAAAGUUCACUUUAAGACUUUAAGCUACUUAUUUUGAUUCAAUAAUGCAUCAUUAAAAGAACAUAAAAAUCAGUUCCUCUGUAAAUUAAUAACGCAGUUAAUAAAUAAAAUUAUAAA